This is a messenger RNA of Monopterus albus (swamp eel), 9390 nucleotides long. It is a transcript of the gene pcnx2, whose product is annotated as pecanex 2. The coding region runs from base 601 to 7032 and encodes 2143 amino acids. The transcript is spliced from 40 exons. The record is from RefSeq and is a predicted model, not a curated record. Gene Ontology annotation, cellular component: membrane. NCBI's taxonomy places the organism in Eukaryota, Metazoa, Chordata, Actinopteri, Synbranchiformes, Synbranchidae.
AUAACCCCUGUCACCUAGCCUAUUUAAAAAUGUAUUGUAGAGCUACACUAUUACGGCUACAUGGAUACUGACUAUAGCCUACAUAUGCACACAUAGCCUACGAAUAGGCUACUGUAUAAAUAGCCUAUACACGCACACAUAUUGUCAAUAGGGUAAUUCAUCUUUACUGUAAGACUAAUGAUCUAUAGAAACAACCUGGCUGCGUUUGUGCGCAGAUACACACUGAAGGUGGGAAUCAUAUAAGAGGAAAGGAGAGAGAGGAGGGCAGAUAGGAGGAGUAGGAAGGGAGGGCAGGCGGUCAGAGUUGCGCAUCUGUACAGGCAGCCAGAGAGGAGAGGGAGCAGGAGAGAGACGAACAGGACAGGAUGAGGACCGCGGCAGAAAUAAUGGACCAAUCGACAGUGGGAUGGAAGGUAGACGAGAGGGCAACACCGAGGAAGACCGAUGACUUAUGAAAGAGACGGCUCAGGAAACGUGCUACAUUCCCCCAACAUGGAGGCGUAGCGACAGUAGCAUGCAUUAGAGAAGAUCAUUCCAUUGUAGCCUAGCAGCAGCAUCCGUCUGUCCAACCUGAUCGGAGAGGAGGAGAGAGGAGGAGACAUGGGCUCCCAGGUUGUGCAGACCCUGCGUCAGGGAGUAUGGGCAUCUCUGACAGGGGGCUGGUACCACGACCCGGAUCAGAACAAAUUCAACAACUCCUGCCACCUCUAUCUGUGGAUAUUUCUCCUGAUGUUGCCCCUGUCUCUCCAUCUGGCCCUGCCCGCUACCACUAUGGCUUUGAGUAUCUAUUGCACUUCCAUCACGGCCUUCUUCAUCCUCAUCAAGAUGGCCAACUACAGGCUGCAUGUGAUGUUCGACGAGGGCGAGGCGGUGGUCCGCAGCAGCCUCUCUGACCUCAGCAAGGCUCCAGAGAAGAAAAGCAAUGCAUCAGACUCCUGUCUGCCCACUGGCAUCAGAAGGAGCAGCACAGUCCCCGACACGGUUGCCAUGACGAUGCUGGCCCAAAAGCGCCCCAGUCCUGUCAUCCAGGUGACAGUGAAACAGACUGAAACUGACCCAGGACUGAUUGGAGUGGACUGCUCAAAGUCAGAUGAGGUGAAGACCUUGAAAGGACAGGAUGAGAGUGCUGCAGAGGAGAGGCCUUUGGAGGUAGGAUUGCACCCAAGCCCAGAGCCUUCUCCAGAUGAUCUGUCCAGCCCUAAUCCUGACCAGGCCGCCCCGCUGCUGCAGGCCCAGCAGAGGACCCCAUCUAGAGCUGAAAGAGAAGAGAUGAAGCAUGGGUCUCCUAGUGGAACCGAGAACAUGGAUGUGGAAAUAAUAGAAACUGAAGCUGUGAAAAGCACAGACAUCCAGAGGUCUAUGGUGGGGCCUGACACCGAGCAGUCAGAGCAGGAACAAACAGCAGAGAAAGACUCAGAGCAACAGAGAAUAGAGGAGAAAGAGUAUGAGGAUAAAGAGACUGCAGAUGGGGAAACAGCUGAUGAAGGUCUACCUCCCUCCAAAGGAAGCGGAGAUGAGAGUGAGGAGGUAGGUGUGGAGCAAAAAGAACAAUCUGAUGCCAACGUUAACUCACUGGAGACUCCCCAGGACUGCCUGGAUGAUUUCCGUGAUCCCAUCCCAGGAUCUCCUGCACAGGCUGAGCCAGCGGAGGAGACAUACUGUUCUGAUGAGAUUGAAGUGGUUCUGGUAGACAACUCUGGACCUGGGCCUGCGUUAGCUCACUUGGAUGACAGUAACACAGUCAAGAUCAUCAUCACCAUGAGCUGUGACCCUCAGAUGUCUGCUCAGCUGGAGGAGAGCGUCAAGCAGAGCCUGUUGGAAAAUGCACAGGCUCAGAAGGAUGCAGGAGAGUGUCACAUCAAGAUUCCCAUCAUCACCUUUGACUCCCCCAAGGAGGAGAAACAGGAGAUAGAAGAGGGAGAAGAAGUAUCUGGCUCAGAGGACGACCCCAGCCUGAAACAGCACCAGAUAACGAGUCAAAGUGAAGAAUUUCACCUGUGUCGAGAAACAACCAGCUCUGAGUCGACCACACUGGAGUGUCCGGACCCAGAACAGGAACAUAUUGGUACGCAAACGACUAAUGACAGAACAUCAAGCCCACAGCUGACUAAUGAUAAUAGCUCAUCUGGUAUUGAUGUCCACUCCCACCCUGAGGACACAGAUCCUCUGGAUCCCAACGUGGAUUCACAAGGUUUCCUGCGUCUGCCGCAAGCGUUGGGUCGCUAUGGGCCUGGGGGAAGGACUCACAUCCGCGGGCUGAGCAUGGACAGUGGGAAAGAUGCCGUACUGCUCUCAGACCGCUCACACAACAUAACCACCAUGACCAGUUCUAAGUCAGAUCUGGAAGCGAAGGAGGGCCAGAUUCCUAAUGAAUCCAACUUCUUGGAGUUUAUUUCCCUGUUGGGGUCACUUAGUGCCAGAGGGGGAAGGGCCAGCACACAGGAAGAGGAGGGGCUGGAAUGCAAACAAGAAGUGAGAGUUGUUGAAGAAAGUGAAUCUCAGCAAGAGAGUCUGACAGUGACUACCAGACCAGAUGAGAUGAUAACAGGGACUAAGAGGGACAACAAACCACAGAGACCAAAACCACCCACCAGUCUGCUAACUGACACACUACAGGCUAUACCACACAUACACAUCCCUAUACUUUCUCCUGACAGUCCACAGACAGACAGAGAGAAGGAUCCGGACUAUGAUUCCCUGCCCUCGCAAACCUCUCAGUCAGAGAGUUCCAUGCUUCAGGUCAUCUGCAGACCAGAGGCUACCACUAAAGAAGAGGCCUACACCUUCCAUACUGUGCAUAGAGACAGACCUCAUAAGCUGUAUGCAGAGAGAGCUCUCAACUUGCCACUAGGAGCAGAGCUCAUCACUGGCAACAUGUGUGACCUGCUGUCAACGUCUUCCAACUCAGAGUGUCAGGACGGCUUGGCAGGCGGUCACGUCGACUGUCCAUUCCAACGACGUAUCAUCCCUGCACACAGGCUUCGGCCACGAAGGACGCACCCUGAGAUCUUCCAGGAAGAGGACUCUUUGGAUGAGUCAUCAGAGACCUCCACUCAGGAGAAACCAUCCAGGAAGGUUUAUUACAAACUUAAACUGUUUCCUGGGAAGUGGAUCAACAUUUUAUAUGAUCGACUCACCCUGCUUGCUCUUUUGGACAGAAAUCGGGACAUUCUGGAGAAUCUAGUUGCAAUCUUCAUGGCCUUCCUGGUUUCCUUCCUGGGAUUUGUGCUUCUAAAUCACGGCUGCUUCAAAGACUUCUGGGUCUUCCAGUUCUGCCUGGUCAUCGCCAGCUGCCAGUACUCCUUACUGAAGAGUGUUCAACCAGAUGCAGCUUCCCCAACACAUGGUCACAACCAGCUGGUGGCCUACAGCCGAGCAGCCUACUUCUGUAUUUUCUGUGCCCUGAUCUGGAUGCUGGAGCUGCUGCUGAGGCAGAGCGACCUGCCUGUUUCCACCCUGUAUGGAGUCACCAUUGUCUGCCAUGAUGCACUACGCUUCUUACGAGAUCUCCUAGUGGGUUUUACCUACUGCUUCCCAAUUACCUUCCUGGUGGGCCUUUUCCCUCAGAUCAACACCUUCACCAUCUACCUGCUGGAGCAGAUUGACAUACACUUUUUUGGAGGAACAGCUGCUACGAGUCUCAUCUCUGCGAUCUACAGCAUCCUGCGCAGUCUGAUCGCCCUGUCUCUGCUCUACGGGUUCUGCUUUGGAGCUCUCAAGGAGCCGUGGGAUGAGCAGCACACCCCAGCUCUGUUCUCUGGUUUCUGUGGCCUUUUGGUGGUCUUCUCCUACCACCUCAGUCGACAGAGCAGUGACCCUUCUGUACUGCUAUCCCUGAUCAAGUCGAAGAUGAUGCCUGCAUUGGUGGAGAGUGAAGAAGAGGAGGCGGAAGAUACAGACAUCAAAGACCCACUACCUGAAAAACUGCAGAAUUCUAUGAAGGAGAUUCUGCUGUCAGAUCUGGUGGUGUGUUCCGUCGCCUACAUCCUAACCUUCGCUAUAACUGCAAGUACUGUAUUUCUGUCUCUCAAGCCCUUUGUGACCAUCGUGCUGUACGCUUUGGCGGGGACAGUGGGGUUUGUCACCCACUACCUGAUCCCACAGCUGAGGAAGCAUCACCCUUGGUUGUGGAUCUCCCACCCAGUCCUCAAGACUAAAGAGUUCCACCAGUUUGAACCCCGAGAGGAUGCUGUGCUAAUGUGGUUUGAAAGAUUGUACGUGGGGCUCCUCUGCUUUGAAAAGUAUGUGGUGUACCCCGCCAUUAUCCUGAGCGCACUCACUAAUGAUGGCUUCGCCCUUAGUCACCGCAAGAAGCUAGGAAUUCACUGUGAUGUUCUCCUGACAACAGUUGCUGGACUGAAGCUCCUGCGUUCAUCCUUCUGUGACCCCAGCCUCCAGUUCCUUACUCUGCUCUUCACACUCAUCUUCUUCCACUUUGACUGUCCACAUGCCUCCGAGAGCUUCCUGCUGGACUUCUUCGUCAUGUCUAUUGUGUUCCACAAGAUGCGCGAGCUGUUGUUGAAGCUCCAUUUCAUCCUGGUUUACAUCGCUCCCUGGCAGAUCACCUGGGGCAGCGCUUUCCAUGCCUUUGCUCAGCCAUUUGCUGUGCCUCACUCAGCCAUGUUGCUGCUCCAGACACUGCUCACCACUGUCUUCUACACCCCGCUGGCUCCCUUUCUGGGCAGCGCCAUUUUCAUUUCCUCUUAUCCACGGCCCAUCAAGUUCUGGGAGCGAAACUACAAUACAAAGCGUAUUGACAACUCCAACAGCAGACUGGUGUCCCAAGUGGAUAAGGAGACAGGGUGUGAUGAUAACAACUUAAACUCCAUCUUUUAUGAGUACCUGACUCGCUCCCUACAGCAUUCACUUUGUGGUGACCUUAUGCUGGGUCGAUGGGGCAACUACAGUGCCGGAGACUGUUUCAUUCUGGCUUCUGACUACCUCAAUGCCCUGGUCCACCUCAUUGAGAUUGGCAACGGGUUGGUCACCUUCCAGCUGAGGGGCCUUGAGUUCAGAGGUACAUACUGCCAACAGCGAGAGGUGGAAGCCAUCACAGAGGGUGUUGAGGAAGACGAUGCAUGCUGCUGCUGUGAGCCGGGCCACUUGCCUCACAUGCUGUCAUGCAAUGCUGCUUUCAACUUGCGCUGGCUGGCCUGGGAGGUGAUGGCCACCAAGUAUCUGCUGGAGGGUUACAGUAUCAGUGAGAACAAUGCCGCUACCUUGCUGCAAGUGUACGACCUGCGAAAGCUGCUCGUAACCUACUACCUGAAGAGUAUUAUUUACUACCUGGUCCACUCCCCCAAACUGUCCACCUGGCUCAAGGACGCCACCAUUCACGAGGCUCUGCAGCCCUAUACCAAGUGGCACCAUAUUGAGCGUGACCCUCAGGUCUUCAGCGUGAAGAUCGAUGAGGACUAUGUGCACUGCCUGCAGGGGGUGACGCGCGCCAGCUUCUGCAAUGUAUACCUGGAGUGGAUCCAGUACUGCGCUGGGAAGAUGGAGACGCCUGUGGAUAGUGAUGAAGACUCUCCCCUGGUGACUCUGUCUUAUGCUCUGUCCGUCCUGGGGAGGAGAUCCCUUGGGACAGCAUCACACAACAUGUCUAACAGUCUGGAGUCAUUUCUGUACGGUUUCAACACUCUAUUCAAAGGCGACUUCCGCAUUGCCACGAAAGAUGAGUGGGUUUUUGCUGAUCUGGACCUCUUGCAGAAGGUGGUAGCUCCUGCAGUUAGAAUGAGCCUCAAACUGCAUCAGGAUCACUUCACAUGUCUGGAGGAGACCGAGGAGGCGUCUAUCCUGUACGAAGCCAUCACAAACUACCGUAGCAGCCUGGUCAUCUGCCACGAGAGUGACCCCGCUUGGCGUAAGGCAGUGCUGUCCAGCCGUGACACGCUGCUCACAUUGAGACACAUGAUCGACGAUGGCACGGACGAGUACAAGAUCAUCAUGCUAUACAAACGCCAUCUCAGCUUCAAGGUCAUUAAGAUCAAUAAAGAGUGUGUGCGAGGUCUGUGGGCGGGUCAGCAGCAAGAACUGGUGUUUUUACGGAACCGAAACCCAGAACGCGGCAGCAUCCAGAACUCAAAGCAAGCGCUGAGGAACAUGGUCAACUCGUCCUGUGACCAGCCACUGGGAUACCCCAUGUAUGUGUCACCACUGACGACAUCAUAUGCGGGAACACACCGUACCCUCCGCAGCAUUGGAGGAGGGGCUUUAAGUCUGGACGCCAUUCGUUCCUGGCUGUGCUCUAAAUGGUUACGGGUGCGUAAGGACAACCUGACUAGCUGUAACAGCGGUGUGAACAUGGAUGAUGUUGACUGUGGUGCUGGCGGCUCGUCCUCACUGAGUCAAAACCGCCCAUCCUCCGUCACAUCCAACAGCCUGAGCCUCUGCCAGAACAGAGCCAGGACAACACACAGCCACAGACAUCACAAUUCAGCCAGGAGAGAGUACCGCAGUCGGUCAGUGCAGCCUCAGAGUCAGCGUCCCCCUGUCAGCAGCCAAUCGGGGCCCAACCUGGACUCAGGCUCCGCCCACGGGCUCGUUCAGCGUCUGUCCAAUAGUCAGCUGUCCUUCAACACGUCCAUAGCCUCUAUAUUCUCCCAGGUCCCUCGUCUCUCAGGAGCAGGUGGGAUCAACUUGCAGCUCCAGGCAGCGCAGCAUCAGCAGCGCUCCAGUCAGGUCUCCUCGUCCUCGUCCACUCUCAGCCUGCUGUUUGGGAAGCGUAGUUUCUCCAGCGGUCUGGUUAUCUCUGGGCUGUCCGCUGCUGAUGGGGGCAAUACCACAGAUACACAGUCCUCAUCCAGCGUCAACAUCACCAUCGGGCCCUCACACAGGUCCAGCAGCAGGGCCACACAGUGGACAUCAGAGCCAUAUGAAAGUAUAGAUGUGGCCGGUUCCAGUGCCGUCAUCACAGUGAAAGACGGCAUGCAGUCAGGUGGCCAAGGCUGCAGUCAGGGAUUAGACAAGACCCAGGAGGAUCCAGCAUCUGCCUCAGCAUCCCUGGAGGCAACCAGUCAAUGGACAGUCUGAGAGGGUGACAACACACACACACACACACACUCAUAACUAUAUACAGAGAGGACUGUGAAAAGUUACAGCUAUACACAAACAUAAAAAAGAUUGUAUGAGCGAGCAUCCACAUGCACAAACCUGUCUCCUCUCCCGUCCUCAGCAUGUGGUCUCAUCCUGUUGUCUGAAUGUAAACACGUCUGAAAACAUGAUCUUGGAUGUGGCUGAUGAAUUAAAGAAGUUUGUAAAUGAGGUUGCCUUUUUCUACCUUGAGUCAUGUCACAUAUUGGUUAAUGGUUUUUGUUUAAAUGUGUUCAUACUUAUCUUCAGAACAAUUUCAGGUUCAUCUGUGAUCUUUUACUGGAUAUGUAAAACCGCUGAACUCCUGGGGGGAAAGCUGGGGAUCACCAAAGUAAGCAAUGGGGAACCAUGAAUGUCCGUACACAAUAACCUAGCAAUGGAUCCGAUCGUGGCUGAUCAUCUGGACCAAAGUGAUGGGCCAACCGAACAACAAACUAACAUUACCAUCCCUUAAGCCAAAGCACCACCUUUUCAUAGCACGUUAUUUUUGGCUGAUAAAAGCGUUGUGGAAAUCUCUAUAUUUGUAGAAGUGCAAAUGAAAACCUAAAUAAAAAAAAGCACCCUCACAGCACAAUGCUGAUUAAAACUGUGUAAAGAAUCUACAAGUUGCAGCCUAUCUCCCACAGCCAGUCAAAGAAAGAGUCACAUUUGGCAAAAAUCAAUUAAGUAUUUAUUGUAAGUUGUUACAUUUAGAUUUCUUUCUCUAGCAGCACUAUUUAAAUUACAGAUAUUCAAGGGCAGUUACCAUAGAUUGGAGUUUUUUUUCUUAAUGCAAGAUUUCAUCCUGUAAACAAAGAGACUCAACUGCAGAUCAAAAUGUACCACAACUGAACAUGCUAACAUAACUCCAAGUUAAAGGCUGAUGAACAACAUCUUUUUUUGUCUUUUGAGACAAAAAUAAAAACAAUUAGUGAACUAAACCUCCUUUUAAAAUAAAUUAAAUCAGUACAAAAAUUAAAAAUAGGCAACGGUUGCUUUUGUUACACAGUUACAAGUUCUGACAGAUCUGCUGUGGUUGCUUGUAGUCCACAUCAGACAGGCUUCAAAAGGUUGUCUGUCAGUUAUAUGUUGACAACGUAUAUGUGGAUGAUUCAGAGAGAUGACAAACCCACCACAGCAAUGUGAAAAGACUAACAACGUGUUUUGGAACAUAUGUAAUAAAUGCAAUUAUACAUUCCAACAAUUUUGACCCAAUCUAGCCACUACUGUUGUACUUGCUGGGACAGUUGUGUCCCAAACAAAACCCAACCCAAACAAAACUUUACACGGUACAUUUAUUUUCUCUCUUUAUUUUUUAAUGACCUAUAGACAUUUGGGAAAUACACUUAUUCUCUCUGCUGAGAUGAGAAGAUCAAUACCGCCACCAAAUUUUGUUUUUGUACACACCAAACAAAUGAGAUAAAGAUCUGUGCACGUUGGAGAUGGAAUAUGCCAGGCUAGCUAAGCUAAGCUAAGCUAACUGGCUGCUGGCUCUAUCUUCAUAGUUGGCACACAGGUAAAAGUGGUAUCCCUCUUCUCAUCUAAUUCUCAUAAAGCAAAAUGAAAGUGUAUUUCCCAAAAGAGUCAAACUCUUUCUCCACACCCAUCAUGUUUUAACUACAGUUUCACUCGGGUAUUGUAAAUGUAUUCACCAAGUUGUGUAUUAAGGAAAACAAUCCACAUUUUCUAAACUGGACUUGGGUGUAAAUCUUUCUUUAAUCUUGAUUCUACUGUUCUUGGUGUAAACUACAGUCAUGACCGUAUUGUACCAUCAUGCAGAGAAUUGCCAAUACCAACAUAAUUAAAUGUUUCUCAUAAUGUACAAAUCCCUUAAUGCUCAGUGCUAUUAAUUUUGUAGCAGCUCGAUCUCUGUAAGAUGAGGCUCGAUGAGAUGAGUUCCUCCUGUGCUAUUCUACAGCAGAGGAUUAUGUUUCAUCAAGUCUUUUCAGUGCUACAGUUAAGGGAGUGUUGUAUCUCAAGGUGUGGUAAACAGUGAUUGAUGAUCAAUUUCCUAUGAUAAAAUUCAAAGUCUGUAUGAAAAGCUGUCAGAUCCUUGGGCAGCACAAUCCUGAUGUUUAGGGACACAGUGCUCUGAGAUGCUCGAAGAACUUAAGAGCUCACUUUUACUGGCUGCUGUUUAAAGAUCAGCGGCCGUUUUUAAUGGUCCCAGCUUUUUUUAAAUCUGAAAACUACAAGUCACACCUGCUUUGUAUUUCAAGAUGAAGCUCUACAAGAGAACAAAUUUCACUCCAUGCUGCUUUGUUGACCUUUAGUAACCACAUGCAUAAAAUUUCAAUAGCCUUAAUGAUAAAAAAAAAA